Colletotrichum fioriniae is the source of this 1545-nucleotide messenger RNA. Lineage: Eukaryota; Fungi; Ascomycota; Sordariomycetes; Glomerellales; Glomerellaceae. The record is from RefSeq and is a predicted model, not a curated record.
AUGGUCAGGUUCACUCCUGCUGCCGCCGUUGCGGCUCUUUUGAGUCCUACAUCAGCCUCUCUUGUCGCACGGCAGACGGCUGCUAGCACCACCACCACGGCUGCUGGGUCUGAUCCCACGGCCAUCUCUCAUUGUUCCGUUGCCUCGUCUACUCAGUACUGCUUCUAUCCGGAUGGCGAGGUGGAAGUCGUGGCCGCCAAUGCGCCGGCUGCCACCGCUGCUUCGACGACUGCUGCUAUCGCUGCAACAGGCGCGCCAACGGCAGUCUCUGACUGCCACCUUCACGGAGUCACGGUCUUCUGCAUGUGGGGUACUACGGAAUACCAGGUCAUGACGACGCCUACCAACACUGCCGCCUCAGCGAUACCGACGACCUUCACUGAUUGUCAUGCUCAUGGCACUGAUACUUAUUGUCUCGCCCCUAACGGAGACGAUGUCGCGAUUGUUGCCGAGGGUGCUGAGUCUUCCGACCACGACCACACUAGCGGAGAAGAACCUCAGGGCGAAAACUGCCACUUCCACGCCGGUGUCGAGCAUUGCGUCGGCGCAGGCGAGAGCGAGAGUAGCAGCGGCACGAGAAGCUGCGAAAAGGUCACGCGCGACUAUAACAUUCCUCUGCGUGUUGGUCUCCUCUUUGUGAUCCUGGUCACUAGCGCUUUCGGAGUCUACUUCCCCAUCUUCAUGAUCAAGUGGAUGCCCACUAAGACGCACACCAUCUUCCUUAUUCUCAAGCAGUUCGGCACAGGUAUCAUCAUCUCCACCGCCUUCAUCCAUCUGUACACCCACGCCCAGCUCAUGUUUGGCAAUGAGUGCCUGGGCAGUCUUGGCUACGAGGGAACCACCUCUGCCAUUGUCAUGGCUGGUAUCUUCCUGUCUUUCCUGGUUGAGUACAUCGGAAAGCGCAUGGUCUUGGCAAAGAUGGCCGCCAAUCCUGGUGCAAUGACCCGUUUCUCUCCCGAGACAGUCACUGUCUUGGUCCUUGAGUGCGGCAUCAUCUUUCACUCUAUCUUGAUUGGCAUCACCCUUGUUGUAGCUGGUGACACCUUCUUCCUGACCCUCUUUGUUGUCAUUCUAUUCCAUCAGAUGUUUGAGGGUAUCGCACUAGGCACUCGCAUCGCCCAGCUCGGUCAACCGACCCCGGCUGAAAUGGCAGAGCGUCCUGCCCCGAGUGCGCCUGCCGAAGUCGAGCAAACCCCCUCUGCCGAGGGCAGCCUGAACUCCCUGAAGAAGCCCAGUUUCUCCCUCGUCAAGAAGCUCAUCCUCGCUUCUCCCUUUGCGCUCGUCACGCCCAUCGGAAUGGCCAUUGGAAUUGGCGUUCUCUCUCAGUUCAAUGGCAACGAUGGCGACACCAUCAUCGCCAUCGGUACUCUUGACGCGCUCUCCGCCGGCAUCCUCGUCUGGGUUGGUGUUGUGGAGAUGUGGGCAGAGGACUGGAUGCUGCCUGGCGCAGAGCUCCUGAGCACUGGCCCGAUCGUUACAACCCUUGCUUUCUUCGGUCUCAUCGCCGGCAUGAUCAUUAUGAGUGUGCUCGGCAAGUGGGCUUGA